CUGAAAAUCUCAGUUUUCAAAUCCAGUGAUCGGAUUGCAUGUCAUGCUGAUUGCCGUAAAUGCCGGCAUACAACGGUCAAAUGAUCAGAUUUUUAGACUUUGUUCAUGUGUUAGCUAGGUGUAGAUGGUGACUGCCCUCUCAAAUUUGCAUUGACUGGUGGAUGGAGGUGUGACUGAUGAAAGAUUGUUGGACUUUACGUAUACAUAUAUAUACGCAUGAGAUUCACAUAAACCAAACUGUUGUUUUUCUCUCUCGGGAGCUCUGGUAGUGGUAGUUUUCAUCGGUCUGUCGGUAGUCAUGGAUCCACCUCCACCCGCUGGUGGCGGAUUUCUGGAAUCACCAGAAGCACCGCUGCUGGCACCGGCACCGCCGCCGCCUCCCGCUGGUGGCGGAUUUCUGGAAUCACCAGAAGCACCGCUGCUGGCACCGGCACCAGCAUCGGCACCACCGCCGCCGCCACCCGCUGGUGGCGGAUUUCUGGAAUCAUGGUUGUCGUUUCUGUGCUGCUGCGGUCUAUUCGCAAGCUGCUGCCCUCCGCUGUUCGAGCCGGGGCCUCCGCCUCCGUAGAACUACAUUACUUAGACUACAAAUUUCAAGUGGGUUGUGUUCGUGAGGAAAAUAGGACAAAAUGUUGAUUGACAAGUUUAUUUUUCUUCUUGUCCCUCGGGUUGUAUUUGGAGGUUGGAUCUAGGGAGGAAUUUGUGGGUAUAUGCGGAAAACGUCAGUUGAUUUGGGAUUUUUUAUUCUCUUUGUUGCACCACACUGUUCAACAAUUCGACUCCAUUGAUUAAAUCAUGGAACUGGUAAUGUGUCUGACAUCAAUUUUCCUUUUAUA
Rhododendron vialii is the source of this 836-nucleotide messenger RNA. RefSeq names its product protein CYSTEINE-RICH TRANSMEMBRANE MODULE 11-like. The transcript is spliced from 2 exons. The record is from RefSeq and is a predicted model, not a curated record. Lineage: Eukaryota; Viridiplantae; Streptophyta; Magnoliopsida; Ericales; Ericaceae. The coding region runs from base 299 to 568 and encodes 89 amino acids.